Molecule: messenger RNA, 4413 nt
Organism: Megalobrama amblycephala (Wuchang bream)
Lineage: Eukaryota; Metazoa; Chordata; Actinopteri; Cypriniformes; Xenocyprididae
Gene: cacna2d4a
Product: calcium channel, voltage-dependent, alpha 2/delta subunit 4a
Exons: 41
Coding region: 1-3387 (1128 amino acids)
Cellular component (GO): voltage-gated calcium channel complex
Molecular function (GO): voltage-gated calcium channel activity
Source: RefSeq, a predicted model, not a curated record
AUGAAGGGGGAACGAUCAGGAAUGGGGAGAAAAGAGCCGGAUGCCAUUAUUUCAGAAGAACUUUCUGGGAAGAUUUCUGGGUUGAUGGGUAGGAUGAAGAGCAUCACACUGCUCUGGGUGCUGUUUUCAAGUUGGACCAUCCAAACACAAGCUCAGAUGAGGAUAUCGCCUGAAACGGUUCAACAGUGGGUCAAUGCCUUUGGAAAACAGAUUUUGGCCUUGUCAAACAGAUACUCAGGUGCCCAACUCUUACAGAAGAAAUAUCAAGAUGUGGAGCCUAUUGUCAAGAUGGUGGAAGUGGAUGGUUUAAAGAUGGUGAGGGAAUUUGCUGAAGAAAUGGAGAACAUGCUGGGCAGGAAGAUGAAGUCGGUCAAGAGAAUGGCAGAGAUAGCAGAGGAUGCAGAUUUCUAUCAUGAAUAUAAUGCCACAUUACAGUUUGACUACUACAAUUCCAUGAUGAUUAACACAGUGGACGAGGAUGGGAACAAUGUAGAGCUGGGAGGUGAUUUUCCUCUGGAGGAGAAUGAACACUUCAACAAUCUGCCUGUCAAUACUCUGCAGAGUGUCAUACAAGUGCCCACCAAUGUCUAUAACAAAGAUCCUGAUAUUCUGAACGGAGUGUUUAUGUCAGAAGCUCUGAAUGACGUGUUUAUCAGUAACUUUGAGAAGGACCCGACUCUAACCUGGCAGUACUUUGGCAGUUCAACUGGAUUUUUCAGACUUUACCCUGGUAUCAAGUGGACACCUGAUGAAAAUGGAGUUGUCACGUUUGAUGGCAGGAAUCGCAACUGGUACAUCCAGGCAGCCACGUCCCCCAAAGACAUCAUCAUCGCUGUGGAUAUCAGCGGCAGUAUGAAGGGUUUGAGGCUCACUAUUGCUAAACACACCAUCAACACCAUUCUAGACACACUCGGGGAAAACGACUUUGUCAACGUCAUUGCAUACAGUGAUUACGUCCGGUAUGUAGAACCCUGUUUUAAAGGCACUCUGGUACAGGCCGACUUGGAUAACCGUGAGCACUUCAAACUUUUGGUGGAGGAGUUGCAGGUAAAAGGUGAAGGAAAGGUGAAGAAAGCCAUGAAAGAGUCCUUCAAGAUCCUGAACGAGGCAGCAGCAGAAGGCAGGGGUAGUUUAUGUAACCAGGCAAUCAUGUUGAUUACUGAUGGAGCCAUGGAGGAUUUCCAGAAGGUGUUUGAGGAGUUCAACUGGCCAGACCGCAAGGUGCGCGUGUUCACAUAUCUAAUUGGACGAGAGCUAACAUUUGCUGACAAUGUCAAAUGGAUUGCCUGCAACAAUAAAGGUUACUACACCCAUAUCUCUACUCUGGCGGAUGUACAGGAGAAUGUGAUGGAAUAUCUUCAUGUGCUGAGCAGGCCAAUGGUCAUCAACCAUGAUCAUGACAUCAUCUGGACAGAGGCUUACAUGGACAGUGUGCUACCCAAUACAGCUGAGCUUUUUAACACACAGGCUGAGAGUUUGCUGCUGAUGACCUCUGUGGCCAUGCCUGUGUUCAGCAAGAAAGAAGAAACACUGUCUCACGGUAUCCUCCUUGGUGUGGUUGGCACUGAUGUCCCUUUAAAAGAGCUCAUGAGAUUGGCUCCUCGAUACAAGCUGGGAGUUCACGGCUAUGCAUUCUUAAACACUAAUAAUGGUUAUAUACUCUCUCAUCCUGACCUUCGACCUCUGUAUAAAGAUGGUAAGAAGCUGAGGCCAAAGCCUAACUAUAACAGUGUGGAUCUGUCAGAGGUGGAGUGGGAAGAUACAGAAGACGCAUUGAGAACAGCAAUGGUAAGAGGGGAAAGUGGGACACUCUCUCUGGAUGUCAGAGCAACAGUAGAUAAAGGAAAGAGAGUUGUCUUCCUGAAAAAUGAAUAUUUUUACACCACCAUCAAUGAAACUCCAUUCAGUCUUGGGAUUGUACUUACCAAAGGUCACGGGAAGAAUGUUUUCAUCGGAAAUGUUUCAAUUGAAGAGGGCCUACAUGACCUGACUGCAUCUGAUGUCACUAUUGCUAAUGAAUGGACAUACUGUGAGACAGACAUCGAUCCACAUCACCGCAAAUUGACGCAGUUUCAGGCAGUGGUUCGAUAUCUGACAGGAAAAGAACCAGAGCUGGAGUGUGAUGAAAGACUCCUGCAGCAGACUCUGUUUGAUGCAGUGGUCACAGCUCCUAUGGAAGCCUACUGGACUGCACUGCUGCUCAACGCCUCCGGUAUUGAUGCGGGUGUGGAGACGGCGUUCCUGGGCACGCGGUCAGGCCUCACGAGGAUAAUAAGAUAUAUCGGAGUAGAGAAACGUGUGGCAAAAAAAUUCUUAUCUCCAUCUGAUAAGGAGAAUAUUUUUACUCUGGACCAUUUCCCUGUUUGGUAUCGGCGUGCAGCAGAGAAUCCAGCUGGACGCUUUUUGUACUACGUUCCCACAGAGGACAGCGCACGAGUGGAUGGCAGGUUUGUGAUUGCUGUCACAUCUGUUACAGUCUCUGUGAACAAAAAGACAGCAGUUGCUGGAGCCAUCGGUGUACAGAUGUCUCUUGAGAUGUUGGAAAAAAGGUUUUGGUCCAUAGCCACUCAGGCGAAUGACACAGAUUGUUCUGGUGUAGAUGGGCUUUGUCCUCUAAGCUGUACUGAAAACGGGGACGUUAACUGCUACGUCAUUGACAGUAAUGGCUUCAUCAUCAUCUCUAAGGACAGGACUGAUGUUGGCAAGUUUCUGGGGGAAAUCGAUGGGUCGGUAAUGUCACAGCUCUUGAGAAUGGGCAUGUUUAAAAGAGUGUUACUCUAUGACUAUCAGGGCAUGUGUAAGGUGAAUACUCACUCUGCUAGCGGCGCUCGACCCCUGCUAAGUCCCUUUUUUAAUCUUCUGGCAGCACUGAAAUGGUUCCUAUCGAACUUCUUGUUGUUUUUACUGGACUUCAACAUCUAUGGUCUAUGGCAUUCAGAUCACUUUGUGGAGGCCAAGGCCUUAUUCCAUUCAUCUGGUAAGAAGUCAAAGGGGGGCAUUCUGCAGCCAUGUGACACUGAGUAUCCCAGCUUCAUCUACGACUCGUCAAUCAAAGAAACCAACAGCCUGAUCAAGUGUGGGAGAUGUCAAAAGGUUUUUGUAAUUAAUCAGAUUCCAGACAGUAACUUGCUGUUGGUGGUGAUUCAGGCAGAUUGUGACUGUUCUCGGCAGUACGCACCCAUCACCAUGGAGCCCAAAGAGGUCAAAUACAAUGCUUCAGUCAAAUGUGACCGCAUGAGAUCUCAGAAGAUAAGAAGAAGGCCUGAGUCUUGUCAUGCUUACCACCCUCAAGAAAAUGCCAAGGACUGCGGAGGGGCUGUGGCAAUCAGCCUGUCCAUCAUGCUGUUCCUAGCCUGUUUAUCAGUGUCUGCACUCAUCCGUCGAUGACAGAGGGCCUGCUAAACGCCCAAGAGAGUCACUGAGAGUGCACAGACACACUUAACACAGCAUGUUUUAUUAGCAAUAAUAUGAGUUUAAACUAGAGCACACAAGUUUUCUACAGUGAAAAGUCUUCAACAUCAAGUAUAUGUAGCUUCACUCAUUAUAUUUUACAAGUUUGUGGAUUUUUUUUUUUUUUACUGGACUUUUAUGACUUUGUCUUGACACCAUAUCUGAACCAUCUGCAAAAAAUCAGUAUCAACAAUGAGGAUGGACCAAAAUGAGACCCAGACAAGGAUGAACAGAAGCUAAGCUUCAUUGAACUGUGACAUUACAGAAGGGAAUUUAUGGCAUCCAUGGUUUCUCCAGGCCAUAUGAUGCAGGAGAAAAGUGCACAAAAUGUGGAUAAGAUAUUUGUGUGUGUGUGUAAAAGAGAGAGUGAGAGAGUCUGAGAAAGAGAGAGAAAACAGGAAUAUUUCACAUUGCUUUUCACAGCUGUCUUUGUCACCAGAGAUGAUUGUAGGACGAAUAAAUGGCAUGAAAAUGUCUCUUAGAUGUUGUUUCAGGAAGAUGUCUUGUAUUUAAACCUUAGUUUUUGGUUGUCUGUUCUACAACUUGCACAAUUUUUUGUGACAAUUAAUAUUUCUAUGCAUUAUUAACUAAUUUAUCGUCAUUAUUGAUCAAAUCUCAGUCAGAAUAAAUUACAAAAAUGUGUCAUGUUUACUUUCUCACAUUAAAAAUCGCAUAGUGUGUGUUUUCGCUCAGGUAUAAAUGCACAAGAAAGAAUUUUUUAAGUGUGUAUGUGCGUCAAAUGUAACUGUUACUGACACUGUGAAUAUUGCAUUACAGAAAUCCCAUGUGUCUUAUUGUAUGCCCAAAUCUUUUAAAUGUUUUUGAGUUAAAUGAUGAACAUCAGUGGUCUAUACUGAUAUAUAUAUAUAUUCUUAACUUUUGAAUGGUAAUGUAUCACAUUUUCCACAGAAAUAUAAUGUAGCAUUUUUUCAUUACAUUGAAAAUAAUAAAAAUUGUCUCUUG